Messenger RNA from Trifolium pratense (red clover), 1730 nucleotides. RefSeq names its product F-box/FBD/LRR-repeat protein At3g14710-like. Lineage: Eukaryota; Viridiplantae; Streptophyta; Magnoliopsida; Fabales; Fabaceae. The transcript is spliced from 4 exons. The record is from RefSeq and is a predicted model, not a curated record. The coding region runs from base 150 to 1529 and encodes 459 amino acids. Gene Ontology annotation, molecular function: protein binding.
UGAAAUGGCCAUUGAUAUUUUUCUCAUUGCAAAGCAAACUCAAACUCUCAAAGUACUCUCUAGCUUUUAUUCAAUUUGGGGACUCAAUAAUUCCUUAUUCGAUCAUCUUCUGCAUACACUUCUCUAAAUCACAUUUUGUUAAGGUAGUCAUGGAAUCAAAUGAAGCAAAACACCUUCCAAUGGAGAAAACAACGAUCGGAGAAAGAGAUAUGAUUAGCUCAUUACACGAAAGCAUUCUCGGUCACAUCCUAUCUUUCAUUCCAAUUAUAAACGCAGUUCACACUAGCGUCUUAUCAAGAAGGUGGAUCGAAGUUUGGACAUCCAUAACCAAUCUACAAUUUGAUGAUAGUUGGCUUUAUUCUGAGAAGGAAAAGAUGCAAAAAGAACAGUUUGUUAAUUUUGUCGAAAAAGUGCUUCUUCACUUUACUAAUUCAAACAUCAAAAGUUUCUCACUUUGCUUAAAUAGUCAUAAAUAUGAUGCAUCUCAGAUAAGUGAAUGGAUUUGCUUUAUCUUAAAUAGGGAAGUUCAAAAGCUUCAUAUUCAAUAUGCUGAUAAAGUUUUACUUUCUUCAAAAUCACUUUUUAGCUGCAACUCUCUAGUCGAAUUGACACUUCAAAUGACAUGUACUCUUAAUCUUCCCAUAUCGGUUUGUCUCCGAAAUCUUCAAAAACUUAGCAUUUCCGGCAUUAAAUUUGCGAGUGAUUCUUCCACUUAUUCAAAUGAUAUAACUCUUAGUUUUCCAAUUCUCAAAGAUUUUGAAGCUAGAGGGUGUGAAUGGUCAACAGUGCAGAAUAUUAGUUUACAAGUACCUUUACUUGAGAGAUUUUCCAUUGCUAUAUGGAACCGACAUUCAAAUGAAUCGUGCAAAUCUGCCAUCAAGGUUUAUAGUCGACGCCUAACUGAUUUCUCUUAUGAGGGUGAUCUUGAACAAGAUAUAGUUCUAUGUGAUUCUUGGUUGAUUCGUAAUGCUUCUAUUGUGAUUGUUAUUGAUGAAGAUAAAAAGGACAGAAUUGAAAAACUUGCGUUUCAAGCACAUAAUCUUCUGAGACAAAUCGAUGAAGUGGAACGACUGAAAUUACUGUUUUACAAGGUUUUAAGGCAUGGUAAAGAUAUUUUCACCAAUCUACCUGUCUUUGGAAGGUUAACUUAUCUGCAACUAAAUGAGGUCAAUGGUGAAGCUUUGUUGCAAUUACUCCACAAUUGCCCAAUUCUCAAUACUCUUGUUUUACUUAAUGGAGUAGCUGAUUUACAGAAAGAUAUCUUUACUUCUGCAAUGGUGCCUCACUGCUUUUUGUCAAGCUUCAAAAUAUUUCAGUUUAAGGGUUUUAAUGCGAACGAGCAAGAUCUUUGUUUGGUAAAAUUCGUGUUGGAAAAUGCAGAAAUCUUGGAGAAGAUGACGAUAUCGCCAGCAUUUUGGUUGGGAUAUGCGUAUAUCGACAUGGAAAAAGUUAAGGAACAGAUACUCUCAUUACCAAAGAGUUCUUCUAGCUUUUGCAUGACAGAAUUUUCUGAUAUAAGUAUUAAGUAGUUUCUGAAGAUUUUCAGAAACCAAGUCUUUGUAUUGUAGUAUAUAAUUUUAGUGUAAUCUUAUUUCUGUUGGUUUUCUAGUAAUGAUUUAUUUAUCAUUAUAAUGCAAUUUAGAAUGUAACUAUAUCCUGUAUUAUAUAAUGCAAUGACAAGUUUAAUAAUAAUUGAAUUGUAUCUUUACAGAGAAAAGAAAAAGAAUAAA